Messenger RNA from Labeo rohita (rohu), 3873 nucleotides. It is a transcript of the gene maza, whose product is annotated as vascular endothelial zinc finger 1. Gene Ontology annotation, biological process: regulation of transcription by RNA polymerase II. Gene Ontology annotation, cellular component: nucleus. Lineage: Eukaryota; Metazoa; Chordata; Actinopteri; Cypriniformes; Cyprinidae. The record is from RefSeq and is a predicted model, not a curated record. Gene Ontology annotation, molecular function: RNA polymerase II cis-regulatory region sequence-specific DNA binding; DNA-binding transcription factor activity, RNA polymerase II-specific. The transcript has 9 exons. The coding region runs from base 1119 to 2594 and encodes 491 amino acids.
CGUUCGGGGAAAAAGUAACGCACUGGGAGUCCAGAAUGUUAGUUGGGCGUGAAUCUGAUAUAUGUGUUUAAUGCCAUUGGGCGAGUACAAUUAUUAUCGGCAGUGAUCUGGAGCCGCUUAUUAUUUACCGCAGCUGCGUCUGCGUGCGUCUUUGCCUUUAAGGACCUGCGACAUUUUUUCCCCCGUACGAACAUCCAGUUGUCUACCGUCGAGAACCUUUGUGUUGUAGCGCUAGUUUUUCGAGAAGAACGCGCGGAUGGUUUCUUUUAACUGAUCUCGAUGUUUAUGCUGUAAUUUGCGUCGGCCGAACUCAAGCGCCGGAGGGGCGCGGGAGGACGACACCGCGCUCCAGAACAUCGCGUGGAGGAGGGGACGAAGACACAGAGGGGGUGUUCACUCAAAAUAUACUAUCCCUUUAAAACAAGGGGGACACGGCGGUGGGGGAGAGAUAGCGGGGCAGAGAAGACGGGAUAAAAAAAGAAAAGGAAGAAAGAGCGAGGGUGGGAGGGUGAGAGUAUUGCAGGAAAAAAAGGAAAAAAAUGUCAUCCUCUCGAUUGAAAUGCCGAGGCGGAGCCAUGGACGACGACCGGUGAAGCGCUCGCCAGACCCGAAUGAGAUUUAACGCAACGCCGAGGCUUACACAGAUGCCGCUCGGGGCCUGGAUGGAGAACCUUAUAAUAAAAUUUGAUGGCGUUAUUUUUAACCACGCCAUGCGACCGAUGAGAGCAAGUGAAACAUUAAACUACCAUUUUAAUUCUGUUAUUUUUGCAUGAAUUAUUACACAGCGGUCUAAUUAAUAAGAAAACACUUACAUGCAGAAAUUCAUUUUUUUUAUUUUGAAGCAUGAUAGGCCACUGUUAUGUGACAAUGCGGCGUUAAUAACAUUCUGUGACUGACAGCUGUCAUUUCUUAUUCUUUGUUUUUCACUAUUUAGAAAUAAGGUAAAAUAUAUAUUUAUCAGUGUCAGUGUAAUAUGCAUUCUUUCACUCUUUGAAUUGUACUAACAUGUUGGUAGAUUUACAUUUUAAUAUAUAAAAUUGAUUAAGACGAGACGAGAAAAAAAUCUUUUUUUUUUUUUUUUUUUAAACGGCGUCGGUAACGUUACUGUUCUACACGUCAUGAUGGAUGCGGCUUGGAGCAAUUUCCUCUUUCAGACUCCGCCUUCACAGUCCCAAACUGACGCGACCCUCCAAUCAGAUCUUCUACCGGAGCUCACCGAUGCCGCUCAGGAGCCGCCCCCUGAGCACAUACCCCCGCCCCCAUCCACGGUGGACACCGCGGCGCUGAGCGAGGAGCCCGUACCGGUUAAGCCAGUCACUCGACCAGCCCGACCUGCGCACAUCUGCUCCAUAUGUAACAAGCAGUUUAAGAACAGUUACAACCUGCGGCGUCACCAGUCUGUCCACACUGGGGUGAAGAUGAAGGACAGAGCCGCUAGAGAGAAAAUGGACGGAGGCAAGGCUGGAGCAAGAGUGGAGAGGCAGACCAUCCCUCUUUCUCUCCUCCAGCUGUCUAUACCUGCCUCCAUACCCACAGCGGUCGACCCCAUGGCCCAGCCUUCCCCAAUCAGCAAUCAGCAGGUAGAGACGGUGGCUGUCUCUAUCGCCCCAGCAACGGUUGCCAUGACAGUGAACCAGCCCCUCCCUACUGCAGUGGUGGUUACUGGAACAAUGGUUCAGGCUGCACCAAAUACCAACCUCAACGAUAACCUAAAUCCCACCCCGAUCCAAAUAUCUAUCCCAAUAACAAACCCCUUACCCAUCAACCCAACUCCCAAUCCUAAUCCCAACCCCAACCCUAACCCCAAUCCGGUCAGGAAGAACCAUGCUUGUGAGGCUUGCGGGAAGGCGUUCAGGGACGUGUACCAUCUUAACCGGCAUCGGUUGUCCCAUUCAGAUGAGAAGCCGUACUCCUGUCCAAUCUGCCAACAGCGCUUUAAGAGAAAGGAUCGGAUGAGUUAUCAUGUUCGUUCGCACCAGGGAGGAGUGGAGAAACCGUAUGUGUGUCCACACUGCGCCAAGGGCUUCUCACGGCCUGACCAUCUGAACAGUCAUGUGCGACAGGUGCACUCCACAGAAAGACCCUUCAAAUGUCCGACAUGCGAAUCUGCAUUCGCUACUAAAGACCGGUUACGAGCUCAUAUGAUCAGACACGAGGACAAGGUUCCCUGCCACAUAUGUGGCAAACUUCUCUCCCCUGCUUACAUCACAGAUCACAUGAGGGUGCAUAACCAAUCACAGCAUCACGUCUGUCACCUCUGCAACCGCAGUUUCACGACACUGACGUAUCUGCGCGUACACGCUCAGAAGCACCAUGGGCAAGAGUGGAAGGAGAGUGGGGUCGGCCGUGGCUCAGGCCCAGGCGGGGUGCUGUUAUGCCAGCUGUGCGGGGUACACUGUAAGACACCCACGCAGCUGCAGGGUCACAUGGCCACGCACGCCAACCAGACGGACCCCAACGUUCCUUGCCCCAUCAGCAGCAGCAGCAGUUCGGUGGCGACGGUGGGCGUAGCCACUCCUGUUUCCAGCCCUCCGGUCACAGUUGGGCUGCUGGUGACUGACUGCUCCAGCAUUGCUCCUCAGAGCCACAGCUAGCCAACAGAAAACUAUGAGGAGGGAGGGAAGAAGCGGGGAUUAAUGGGUGGGAUGGGAGAAAAAUCUAAGAGGAUGGACCCAACCUGGUCAGUCAAAGAAAUGAAGGUUUUUGAGGAAAAUAUUCCAGGAUUUUUCUCCAUAUAGUGGACUUCAAUGGGGAUCAGUGGGCUGAAGGUCCAAAUUGCAGUUUCAGUGCAGCUUCAAAGGGCUCUACAUGAUCCCAGCUGAGGAAUAAGGGUCUUAUCUAGCAAAACCAUCAGUGGUGAAAAAUCCUGGAAUGUUUUUCUUAAAAACCUUAAUUUCUUUUCAACUGAAGAAAGAAAGACAUGAACAUCUUGGAUGACAUGGGGGCUGCCAUGAAAAUGCCAACACAAAAACUGCCAUGAACACCUACCCCGUUAGCCCACCCUUCUCAUCCACCUCAAAUCUUGCUGGCACUGAGCAAGAACUGAAUGACUCUUCCCAAAGCAAGUGUGACUUUUGAAUGAACUCAAGAAACGUCACCCUGCUUCACACUCAGUUUUAUGUGCAGACAGAGCUGCAAGUCUCACUGGAUUGCUUUUCCCUCGUACGCUUUGAUCUGGUCUAAUGGAUACAGACUGAACGUGUUUAGAAGAUCCUAGGAAGAUCUGAUGGACGACUGGUUCGGGUGUCACUUUCUUGCAAAGUCCCAUUGGAGAGAUCACUGGUUUUAAAUGUAGGCUGUUAUUAAGUUCUGUCCCAGUUCAUUAUGAAAAAAAUCCAGUGUUGGGGAAUGUAGAGCACUAAGAGGAAUUGACACAUUAUGCCUCCCAACCUUUCCUUAUAUAAUAAUGGCUCAUAUCUACAUGAUCUUGGAGUCAGAAGAGAUGUUUUAUAAAUGAAUUUACUCUGUUGUAAGAGAUCAGUCCAACAGAACUUGAAGAUUUGAGGGGAUCAAAUACCAGUGCCAUUUCCUCUCAUUAAUCCCCGUGAAGAAUUGUAAAAGGGUUUAAUCAUGGUCACAAGGAUGAAAUAUUUAUAUUUGUAAUGUACGUAGUAUACGUGAGUACUAAAAAAGCAUCUAUUGUUCAAUGCCUCCUUUGAUAUUUUUCUCAUUGAUCUUAAUCUUUUUUUUUAACUAAAGAUGUUAAACAGAUGUAGUAAUGUUGGUUAUGUUGCAUAAGAUCUGUAACCUAUGUUUCCAGUUCUGUUUGUGUUGAUGCUUGUUUAACGCCAAUAUGUGUUGGUGUCGCUGUGCUCUUAUCCUAAAUAAUCUCUGUAUAAUGAACAUGCACCUGAUUAUACUGAAUUUAACUAA